AUGGCUGUAGACUCAUUAGACUUGAUUGUUGUUUCUUUAUUGGCAGCUGCGAUUGCCGGGUAUUACUUGAAGAACCACUUCCUUGCCCCUCCAGAAUCAAAGGGUUUUAUCACAACACCAGCUUCAGGCGGCGCGACUAACACCAGAGACAUUUUACAAACUUUACACCACCACGAUAAAAAUGUCCUUUUGUUGUACGGCUCCCAAACUGGUACUGCUGAAGAUUUCUCCCAUAAGAUGGCUCGAGAAUUAACUUCGAGAUUUGACUUGAAAUGUAUGGUUGCCGAUUUUGCUGAUUAUGACUGGGAUAACUUGAAGGAUAUCUCCAGUGACGUCCUUGUUUUCUUUGUUAUGGCCACUUAUGGUGAAGGUGAACCUACUGAUAAUGCCAUUGAAUUUUUUGACUAUUUGGAAACUGAGGACGACUUGUCCAGUUUGAGAUACUGUGUGUUUGGAUUAGGUAAUUCUACUUAUGAAUUCUUCAAUGCCAUUGGUAGAAAAACAAGAGAUUUGUUGACUGAAAAGCAAGCUGAAUCCUUUGCUCCUUAUGGUGAAGGUGAUGACGGGUUGGGUACCUUGGAUGAAGAUUUCUUGGCUUGGAAAGACGGUGUUUUUGAAUCCUUACGUAAUAACCUCCAUUUCGAAGAACAAGAAUUAAAGUUCCAACCAAGAAUCAAAUUGGAAGUUCGCGAUGAUUUAACUGCUGAAGAUGAAACUGUUGCCCUCGGUGAACCAAACAAGAGAUAUCUCAACUCUGACGAAGACUUGACUAAGGGUCCAUUUGACAAUACUCAUCCAUAUGUGGCCCCAAUUGUCAAUGUUAAAGAAUUGUUCAAGUCUGAAGAAAGACAUUGUGUUCAUGUUGAUUUUGAUAUUUCUGGUUCUAACUUGAAAUACACUACUGGUGACCAUUUAGCCAUCUGGCCAUCUAACAGUAAUGAAAAUAUUGAAAAAUUCGUGGAAGCCUUUGGAUUGAAGGAUAAACUUGAUGAAGUGUUUGACUUAAAGAGAUUGGAUCAAACUUAUGUUGCUCCAUUCCCUACUCCAAUCACUUUUGGUGCUGUUUUACGUCACCAUUUGGAAAUUUCAGGACCAAUUUCAAGACAAUUGUUACUUUCCAUUGCUGAAUUUGCCUUGACUGACGAAGUUAAGAAAUCAAUUAUGGCAUUGGCAAACAACAAGGCCAAAUUUGCUGAAGAAAUCACUGCUAAGAAGUAUAAUUUUGCUGAUGUGUUGUUGAAGAUUUCCAAUGGUCAACCAUGGACUAAAGUUCCAUUUGAAUUUAUAAUUGAAAAUCUUCAACAUUUAACUCCUAGAUACUACUCUAUUUCCUCAUCUUCGCUGAAGGAAAAGAAUACCAUUUCCGUUACUGCUGUGGUUGAAGCUGAACAAAUUGAAGACAGAUUGAUUACUGGGGUUGUUACCAACUUGUUGAAAGACAUUGAUAUUGUCAAGAACAAGCGUGAUGUCAAACCAUUGGUUACUUACAACUUGUCUGGACCAAGAAACAAGUUCUUUGAAUUUAAAUUACCAGUUCAUGUUAGAAGAUCAACCUUCAAAUUACCCACCAGUAGUACAACCCCAAUCAUUAUGAUUGGUCCAGGUACAGGUGUUGCUCCAUUAAGAGGUUUUAUCCGUGAACGUGUUCAACAAUUUGAAAAUGGUGUCAACGUUGGUAAAUCUGUAUUGUUUUAUGGAUGUAGAAACAGAGAACAGGACUACUUGUACAAGGAUGAAUGGGUUCAAUAUGGUGAAGUUCUUGGAGAUAAGUUUGAAUUAUUCACCGCUUUCUCAAGGGAAGAUCCAAACAAGAAGGUCUAUGUCCAGCACAAACUUUUGGAAAACUCUGCUAAGAUCAACCAAAUGCUUUUGGACGGAGCCAUGAUUUAUGUCUGUGGUGAUGCUGCCCAUAUGGCCAGAGAUGUCCAAGCUGCCUUUGCCAAGAUCAUAAGUGACGAACGUGACAUAUCAGUUGAAAAAGCUGGUGUUUUAAUUAGAUCGUUGAAGGUUCAAAAUAGAUACCAAGAAGAUGUGUGGUAA
Spathaspora passalidarum NRRL Y-27907 is the source of this 2040-nucleotide messenger RNA. It is a transcript of the gene NCP1, whose product is annotated as Ncp1p. NCBI's taxonomy places the organism in Eukaryota, Fungi, Ascomycota, Pichiomycetes, Serinales, Debaryomycetaceae. The record is from RefSeq and is a predicted model, not a curated record. Gene Ontology annotation, cellular component: cytosol. The transcript has a single exon. Gene Ontology annotation, molecular function: NADPH-hemoprotein reductase activity; flavin adenine dinucleotide binding; FMN binding. The coding region runs from base 1 to 2040 and encodes 679 amino acids.